AAAAUGCGGCGUAUUUUGCGCCUAGGUUUUUGUAUUCUUCUUUGUACUUGCACCACCUCUGGUAAUAGUAAUACCAAUGCAGAAACUGCUGAGCCGAGACUCAUAGAUAAUCCUGAAUUCAACAGCAGAUCUGACAUGAAUCUGGGACCUGCAUAUAUAUGGAGCAAUAGUUCGGAAGCAAAUUCCUCCCUUGCUAGCAGUAACUCAGAUAUUGCUGAUGCUCCAGCAGCAAUUAACAGUUCUAACAUUGCUUUAGACAAAUCAGAUACAAACACCUCCACUAACAAUAAUGAUCUUGCUCCAAACAGGAGAUCUUAUGUCUCUCAAAAUCAACCAGAUGCGUCUGCAAAUUACACAAGUGAAAAUGGAACAGAUGAAGCUGCAAACAUUAACUCUGAAAUCCAGCCAGAUCAAACAGUAAAUACAAACAGUUCGAACCCCUAUGCAAAUCAACUUUCGGAUAGUGAAAACGUUGGUACUAAUGCAUAUGAUAAAAACAGCACCGAAGUUAAUUCAGAUGCCGAUGAUAUUGAUAGAAAUGAUCAUGUGGACAGUUCUGAGAUGAGUACAGACACUAUUGUCACACCUGAACAAAUGCCCAAGCCUGUGCUAGCCAAAACAAGUUUUACUUUAGAGGAUGUUAUCCGCCAAGAAAAUGAAGAGGAGAAAGAACUUGCUCGAAAAGUAUUUGAAGAUAUUGUAGAAAAAGGCGAAACUAGUGUUCCCUCGGAUAAGUUCUAUCAAGCUCUGAUGGAAGUUGCUUUAAAAGAACAGCAGAAAAGUUUCAAUAUAAAGGAUAAACUAAUGGAUUUAUUUGCGGAAGAAGAAAGUGGCACAAAAACAGCUACUCUAGAAACAGGCACAACUGGUGAAGAAACUGACACAACUACUGUAGAACCUGGCACAAGUGUUGUAGAAACUGGCACAACCGCUAGAGAAUAUGGCACAACUGGUGUAGAAACUGGCACAACUGCUGGAGAAUAUGGUACAAGUGCUGUAGAACCUAGCACAAGUGCGGUUGAACCUAAUACAAGUGUUGGAGAAACUGGCACAACCGCUGGAGAAUAUGGCACAAGUGCUGUAGAACCUAGCACAAGUGUAGUAGAGACUGGCACAACUGCUGGAGAAUAUGACACAACCGCUGGAGAGUCUGGCACAACAGCUGUAGUAUAUGGCACAGCCACUGUAGAACCUGGCCCAAUUGCUGCAACUUAUGGCGUUACCACUGGAGAAAAUGGCAUAACUGGGGGAGAUUAUGGCAUUAUUGCGACAAUAUCUGGCACAAUGACUGAACAAACGGACAAAAACAAUGAAAAUGAAAUCAAUGAGGAGCAUGCCAGGGUAACCCACCCUAUGCCAGACCCUAAUACAGUAGCAGAGUGGGAAACUAUCCAGGAUGAAAACAUUUACAAUAUUCAGGCCGGAAAAGAGAGUACCAGAGGUAACGAUGGAUUGUAGAAAAGGUUGAGUUAAUGAAAUUCGUACUGGAAGAAAUAUUGUUAUAUUUUAAAACAAUUAUGAAGUUUUAUUUACGCAAAUAAAUGAUCAUUACAUAAAUA
Eurytemora carolleeae is the source of this 1559-nucleotide messenger RNA. Its product is annotated as mucin-19. The record is from RefSeq and is a predicted model, not a curated record. The transcript has 8 exons. Lineage: Eukaryota; Metazoa; Arthropoda; Copepoda; Calanoida; Temoridae. The coding region runs from base 4 to 1458 and encodes 484 amino acids.